AGAUAAUUAGAUAAUUAGAUGCGGCAAAAUAUAUUAUCUAAUAAAUUGGUAAAAAAAAAGUGUUAAUAAAUGAUUGUUAAAAAUAAAGUGGAACAACCUUUUCCCCUCAUCACGUGAUUUUUCUCUAACCGCCUUCGUAAACUUUUGAUCGCAUAUUCUCCUCGUUAAUUUGUUAUGUUGAAAUUGCGGCACUUUUAACAUGGGCACUCAUAUAUUGAAUAGGGAUAUAAAUCCAAUCUACGACAAUGGUUGUAUGAACUCCCACGAAUCAGAUAACAACCAGCAUGAGGCGAUUCAAUCCCAUCUUGAUUCUUUCAUUACGCAGGAGUUUAAAAUGGAUCUUAAUCUUCUCGAAUCCCCGCUUAUAAGUCGCGUGGAUACAUUUUACGCCGCCACUAACAAUACUUUGGAUAAUCCCGAUGGAAGAAACAGUAACGAUAAAAUUAACCAUCCCCCGAAUUCCGUGGAUUCUGACUUUAAACCCGUCAAUCAUUUGAUUAGCAAAAAUGGUAAUAAACAUAUUCCCGCCAACCAAAACAAACCUCAAAUCCAAAUUCAUCACUUGGCUUUGCUUCUAUCGGUUAACAAAGCCCGCAAGGUCAGAUUUUAUCGGGACGGAGAUAGGUUUCAUUGCGGCGUCGUUUACGCCAUUUCCAAAGACAGGUAUCGCGAUCUCGGAGCCCUCAUUAACGACCUGAAUCGUUCGCUGGCCGACAGAGUCAAUUUACCUUACGGGGUUCGUUACAUAUUCGUUUUGCCGAAACACUGCAAAGUAUCAGAUAUCGAUAACGAUAAUAUCAUCGCCAAUAUAAGUAAUGGUGAUGGCAACAUCUUGAAGGUACGGGAAAAUAGGGAUAUCGUAAACAAAGAUGACGCUACGGAGAGAAGCAUCUCACCUUUACUAUCCGCCAACGCGAAGGAUGAUAAGAUUCGCCGGAAAAGCGGCAUAAUAAAUGAUCAUUACGAAAGAAAUUGCCCGUCCCUGCUCACGAACCUAAAAGAUAGAGAUCGUAAGACGAAAAAUGUCGCCCAAAAACAACCCAUGACCGAUCUACUGCCUGUCCAAGAGCCGAAGGGUAUUAAAAGCGACUUGGUUAUCAAGCCGCCUUUCAAAUUUUGGAAGGUUCUCGAGAUAUCCGAUCUGACGGACGGAGACGAUUGCGUUUGUUCCUCUUUCGAUCGCUUCGAACCGCUUGAUUACACCAAAAAUAGCGCUCCCCGCCACUGGAACUUCGCGAAGCACGAUUCCCCCUACCAAUUCUCCUCUCACUCCGCCGUCGCCUCUAAUUUUAACCUAACCUCUUCUGACCUCGUUAUAAACCUAUCAAAACAGUUCAAGAAUACCGGGACCGUCGCGACCGAUAAAUUAUCGAUUCUCUCUACUGGCAAGAAAGAGAAUGGGGAGGAGAUUGGAGGUGAGGAUUUAUAUAAAAACGAAAGUUCUGAUCGGAUUUUACCGAAAAAUAACGCUGCCAUUCUUAAACUUUCGUCUUCUAGUUCUUCCAUCGCCUCUUCCUUCCAAUCUUUGGGUUCCUCAUGCCAAACUCCUCCUAUCGUCACAUCCGUAACAUCCAAGCGCUCCUCUUUAAUCCGAAAUCUAUCGCGUUGUAACGAUCGUUUAGUAGAUGCGAAACCAGUUAUAGAAUCGGGGACUAAUAAAUUGAACGAGUUAUCCUCGAAAUUGAUAAGCGGCACUUACGCGUCUAACGGUAAUAUCGCCAAUCAAGCGAUGGAAGAUACUCUUCACAUUUCUUACCACCCUCCUACCUUUAUUGGUAAAAGUGACAGUCUUUCCAGUAUUCCGGUAGACGUCAAACGCUCGAACAUGCGCGAUAAAACGCCUCCCAACCACAACUUUCUAAAUGGAAAUUGUUCAAAUGACGACCAUCUAAAAAUCGAACACCCCACCAACUACGUCACCCUAAAUGGUCUCAAAAACGAUAGAAGAAUCUCCCAGAACCAUCAAUCUCGCUCUCCCUUCCUUCACAGACGUCUCAACGACAUAAACCCGUCGGCGAGUGUCGGCAAAAAACCUCCGAGCUCACCCUCGCGUUCCCCUUUGCUCACACCGUCCGAUUGUAAGUUGCCAAACAUGGCUGGCUGCAAAAUCGCUUACAGACCAACGUUAAUCGGUGGUCAAAAUUUUGGCUAUAAACCCAAGCUUGUAACUAUUAUCAGGAAUGGGAGGGUCACGCCCCGGAAACGCUUUAAAUUUUUGCUUAACCAUAAAACAGCCCGUUCUAUCGAGCAAGUGAUGGACGACAUCAACUCUAUAGUACGUUUGGACACUGGACCCCUAAGGAAACUAUACGCCUUUAGUAACGGAAACGAAGUAAAAUCGUUGGCGGAUUUAUAUAAGGAUGACGAUAUUUUCGUGGCUUGCGGACCCGAAAAAUAUUCCCGCGAUGAUUUCGACAUCGAACAAACAGCCGAAUUCAAAAUCGCUAUCAAUAAUAACAAGGAGAAUCUCAAUUCUCCCAUUUACGCGGUAACCGGAAAUGGGAGCGAAUCUCGCGAGUCGCGCACCUCGGCGCCUUCAUCUUCUAAUAGCAGUGACGGAAUUUUAACUCCCGAACUUUCCAGCAAACUCAAUAAUAACUCUUCCAAAGCCGCCAAUCAACGAAAAUCUCUCGGCGCCAAACCGUCUAAUAAUAAUAAAGUGAUGAAAAUACUUAAAAAAUCGGAGCCGUCCAAAAAGAUCGGCGCGGAUAGCGGCAAUAGAAAAGGGAAGAUCGUCGCCACAGGUCAAAACAACGAUCGCUUGCGAAAUACUUGCGAUGACCCCGUCGUGCAACAAAAUUUAGGUGUUCAUGAUGCCCCGGCUACCUAUCCCAAGUUCAUCUCCAAAAAAUACGCUGUGUUCGAAAUAAUCGGCGAUGGAAAUUUCGCAAUAGUCAAAGAAUGCCAAAAUAAAAAAACUGGUCAAUACUACGCUCUCAAGAUAAUUGAUAAAGCCAAAUGCAAUUCGGAAAUCGAGAGACAGAUGAUAGCCAACGAAGUUGCUAUACUUAGAAGAAUUUCGCACCCCAAUAUCGUUCAAUUGUACGAGGAAUACGAAACUAAUUCUAGGUUGUAUCUGGUCAUGGAACUCGUUAAGGGCGGAGACUUGUUUGACUUAAUAGCCCGGGAAACGAAAUUCGGGGAAUUUCGUUCUAGUCAAAUGAUAUAUGAUCUGACGAACGCCUUGCGCUAUUUGCAUUAUUCGAUGAACGUGGUUCAUAGAGACAUCAAGCCCGAAAAUUUAUUGGUCUCGGAGUAUAACGACGGGACCAAAGUCUUAAAAUUGGCCGAUUUCGGUUUAGCCUCUCAUGUCAGCGAACCCUUAUAUACUGUUUGCGGUACGCCAGCGUACGUUGCCCCCGAAAUUUUAGCCGAAACUGGUUACGGUAUCAAGAUUGACAUAUGGGCGACAGGCGUAAUUAUGUAUAUAUUAUUGUGCGGAUUUCCUCCUUUCGAUAACGCUAAGGACAAUCAAGACGAAUUGUUUGAUCUUAUAUUGGCCGCCGAUGUGGAGUUUCCUAAGCCCUUUUGGACCAAUAUCUCCGAAUGUGCUAAGGAUUUAAUUAUGAACAUGUUGCAAGUUGAUCCUAAUCAAAGGUUUUCUGCCUUAGACGUUUUAACGCACCCAUGGAUAACAAGUCAAACACCUAAUAAAUAUUUGCUUUACGCUCCGGAAGAAGUGGAGUACUGCAGCAGACUAAAGGCUACGGAAAAUACUGCUUUCAACGGUCAUCAAAGGGCUUCUUUAAGCCCCAAACAUUUGUACGGCUGCAACGGCGACAAAAAUACUUUCUUCCAAAAUAAUUUCAAUCGUUACGACAACCACAACACCUAUCAUUGCAAAACCCAGUCGCGAUAUCAAUACACAGAACAUUUGAAUAUUUUUGGAAAUUUAUUUCUAAAAUUGUUGUAUAUUGGAUUUGUUAAAAAAAGAUCUUUGGCUUUAGUUCAUGGAUGGAUAAUAAUUGCACAUAAAAUGGAUUCACUUAAAGCAAAUAGCCUGAUUCCAAGAAUCAAUAAUUCAUCCAUUCCAAAUAUUCUAGCUAAUAAUAUAAUUCAUACCAAUAUUCCACAUACAGUAAAUAAUAGAAAUGAUGAAAAAAUUGCUGGAUCAUAUAAAAUUGAGAAAACCAUUGGAAAAGGAAAUUACGCUGUUGUAAAAUUAGCUAGUCAUGUUUUUACUGGACAAAAAGUUGCAAUUAAAAUCAUUGAUAAAUCUAAACUUGAUAUUGUAAGUAAAAUUCAAUUAUUCCAGGAAGUGAAUUGUAUGAAAUUGAUUAGACACCCAAAUGUGGUUAAAUUAUAUGAAGUUAUUGACACUCCAAACAAAUUAUAUCUUAUAUUAGAAUUAGGAGAAGGAGGUGAUCUUUUUGAUUACAUUCUAAAAUAUGAUAAAGGUAUAGAAGAAAAUAAAGCCAAAACAUAUUUUCGCCAAUUACUUAAUGCCAUUUUAUAUUGCCACAAAUUGCAUGUUGUUCAUAGAGAUUUAAAACCUGAAAAUGUUAUAUUCUUUGAAAAUUAUGAUACAGUAAAGUUAACGGAUUUUGGCUUCAGCAACAAAUUUAAGCCUGGGGAAAAACUUGAAACAUCAUGUGGCUCAUUAGCAUAUUCAGCUCCAGAAAUUCUUUUAGGAGACCAAUAUGAUGCCCAAGCAAUAGAUAUAUGGAGCUUGGGAGUUUUGCUCUACAUGCUGGUAGUAGGUAAGUGCCCCUUUUUGGAAAAUAAUGAUAACGAGACCAUUACCAUGAUUAUAGACUGUAAAUACACCAUUCCUUCCCAAAUCUCUGUCGAGUGCAAAGACUUAAUCGAGAAAAUGCUAGUGAAAGAACCCGCCAAAAGGGCCAAGCUCAUAGAAAUACUCAAUCACCCGUGGCUUAGGUCGCACACGUCCAAUAACGGGAUAACUACCACUGCCCUCUUCGCCCGCACCGAUAUCACGGAAGAAAUUCACAAGGCCAUCAUAAACAAGAUGGUCGGGGGAGAGAUAGCUACGGAACACCAAAUUAAACAAUCAAUAAAGAGGGACUGCUACAAUCACGUGACAGCGACAUAUUACCUCCUCGCGGAAAAAAUGCUCAAAUACAAGGCCUCCUCCUCUGCCGACGAUUCGUCAAUCGCCACCAAUGGCCCCGAUAAUAAAAGUCAAUCAUAUUACAGCAGUAACAUUUCCUGUUCCUCCCUUCCCGAACUCAUAUCGAUGUCGCCUUCCACGUUCCUCUCCGACAUUCGAAAUUGCGACAAGAACUUGAAUCUUUACGACAAAAGUUACGACCACCACGGUAAAAAGAAUCACGGCGUCUCACCCCAUUCGUCGAAUUUCGUGGCUAACUUUCAGAAAGCGGGACAAUUCGCCGCCCUCAAGCACAACAGCGUCGAUAACAUAAACCACUUGACCAAUUUCAAUCAAUACAACGUCAAUCCUCAUCAUCAAAUGGCCCAGCAUAAUUUUUACAAAAAGAUACUCGCGGAAGAAAAAUAUCCGCCUCCUUUAACGUCUCCCGCUCUCUCGACGAAAACUGUAGAGCUUCUAAAACCAAAACUUAAGAUGGCCACCUCGGUAAACACUCGUCUGCUUCUUACCCGGAAAACCGGCGGGGCGGCAAUUCCUUCCAAAAUCUCCGAAGAAAACGAGCCCGAACCGGACCCCGAAGAAAUGUCUUCUUCGAGCAAAUAUCAUUCAGCAUCCACCAUGUUUCCGGCCUCGGGUCACCAUUUUGGUUCACGGGGUAGCAUCAGAAAUUUAUAUACCAAUCAACCAGUAGGAAUCCUAAGCGCACAUCCCCACCAAAGAUCAUUUUCCCUUAACGAGCGUUGUUUGGAAAACAUAACCGAUCGACUAAUCAAAUCUAGGCCAUUUAACUCAGCUGGUUCGAGAUCUUCCCCUUCUACGUUUUCUCCUAGUCCGUCCCCUUCCCCGUCGCCCACUUUCGCCAGGCGAAAGACUCCUCCCUCUCUCGUAGUGAGCGAUUUGGGUGACGAAAAUAUCGCCAGCAACGUUGGCGCGGUUACGCAGGAAGACCACGAUUCACCCAAAGAAUCACAUACAAAUGGCGGUAAUAGUACUUUCGCUAAUAGCCAAUCGGGAAAAUCACACGGCUCUACACCUCUCCUGUCUCUACAAGAAAUAUCUGAAGAAGAAUCUGAAGUUGAAGAUCGACAAUAAUCCCGAUACUGAUGUUUAUACUUCAUGGUUAGGAAAUUAAACUGCCGGCAUAUAUUCCAUGAGCGAUCACGAAAAUUAUAACUUAUAGAGCCUGGCUAAAGUAAUCUCCCUGUCGUCCACAACCAUAGCGCAUAGUUUCAUUCCAGUCUUACCUAAUUAGUUGCAAUUAAUUGGUUCUUUAUGAUAACCAUAGUUGUUGAUGAAACCAAAUUUAAAAGCAUGCAAUUUUUAUUUUAUU
Messenger RNA from Gordionus sp. m RMFG-2023, 6401 nucleotides. RefSeq lists its product as uncharacterized. Gene Ontology annotation, biological process: protein phosphorylation; intracellular signal transduction. NCBI's taxonomy places the organism in Eukaryota, Metazoa, Nematomorpha, Gordioida, Chordodea, Parachordodidae. The transcript has 24 exons. Bases 200 to 6163 code for a protein of 1987 amino acids. Gene Ontology annotation, molecular function: ATP binding; protein kinase activity. The record is from RefSeq and is a predicted model, not a curated record.